GCCACAGAAAAACAUUACCGCAAUACCAGCAAAAAAGUAAUCUGAGCGAGGAGCAGCCAUGCGCCGCGAGGGUCGGCAGCACGGGUGGGUGUGGGCGUACGACCGCGCCCUGGUCGACCCGGACGGGAAGCGCCGCGCGCGCGUGGCGGCGCCGGCGACGGUCGCCAACGGCGGCUUCGUCAGGGCGCCGCGAAAGCCCACCAACCACUCCAAGUUCACCGGCGGCCGCGCCUUCAGGGAGCUUAUCAGUGGCAAGGGCGUCGCCAGUGGCGGUGGAACACCGUCGACGACGGGAGGUAAAGGGAAGCACAAGUUCAAGCACGACGAGCUCAAGACGUACUAUCUCGAGCUCGAAGACGCCGAUGGUGAUGUCAACGGCCAUCGCUAUGACAUGGAUUGGUAGCGGGGCUGCGGGGCAAUAGAGGCUGGUGGUAUGCACCGCCUUGCUGCCAGGAAGAUGCCACCAUUGAGAGCAGAAUAUAUGAGAGCCCUAAUUAACAUUGGCGUGUGCUCUUUUGGUGUGAAUGCGUAAAAUCGUGUGUGUUUUCUUUUCUGGAAACCAGAAACGUGAAAUUGUGAUGUGCCGAUGUGAUAUUGUGUUUUGGUGUUCUGUUGAAUAAUAAUUCAAUCGAACUUUCUCGACGCAUAUGAGACAUGGACUACUUCAAAAAUGUUCUUUCUAAAACUCUAUACACCGGCUUCGAGAAGAUUGAUAUAUGGAGGCAGAAGAAGAUAAGCUAUUCAAUCCGUACGUAUGGCUGAGUGGUUGAUUGGAUUUAGGGAUUUUUUUUGUCACAUAUUAAUUAGAUGUGUUAAAUA
Molecule: messenger RNA, 819 nt
Organism: Oryza brachyantha (malo sina)
Lineage: Eukaryota; Viridiplantae; Streptophyta; Magnoliopsida; Poales; Poaceae
Exons: 1
Coding region: 59-403 (114 amino acids)
Source: RefSeq, a predicted model, not a curated record